Messenger RNA from Penicillium lagena, 207 nucleotides. RefSeq lists its product as uncharacterized. NCBI's taxonomy places the organism in Eukaryota, Fungi, Ascomycota, Eurotiomycetes, Eurotiales, Aspergillaceae. The record is from RefSeq and is a predicted model, not a curated record. The transcript has a single exon. Bases 1 to 207 code for a protein of 68 amino acids.
AUGCGGUACUUCAACAGUCCAGACUCCCCAUGGCGGGCCGGGUCUGGCUCCGACGGGUUGAUCAGUAUCUUGUCCGUGUUUCAGGUCCGUUUGCAACCAUGCUUGGAUAGCAGAUACACGGUGAAUCUCGACCUCACCAUGUAUGCUCAGGAGUCGCGAUACACCAUACUCCUGGCACGGGACGAUGGAUCCAGUGGUGCAUUGUGA